CGGGGCCGUGCUGUGCGCUGUGACUGGUGGCGGCCCCGGCGGCAGCUGCCGGCGUAAUAGGGCGGUCGACGGCUUCGAUAAGUUCCGUGGAGGCGGCAGUGGCGCCGACUACGUGUUGGGCGGCGGGAGCGGGCCCGGAACUUGGCGCUCAGCAUGCCGACGGUGGAGGAGCUGUACCGCAACUACGGCAUCCUCGCCGAUGCCACGGAGCAAGUGGGCCAGCAUAAAGAUGCCUACCAAGUGAUACUGGAUGGCGUGAAAGGCGGCACCAAGGAGAAGCGAUUAGCAGCUCAGUUUAUUCCAAAAUUCUUUAAGCAUUUUCCAGAACUGGCUGAUUCUGCAAUCAAUGCACAGUUAGACCUCUGUGAGGAUGAAGAUGUGUCAAUACGACGCCAAGCAAUUAAAGAGCUGCCUCAGUUUGCAACAGGAGAAAAUCUUCCAAGAGUAGCAGAUAUACUGACCCAGCUUCUGCAGACAGAUGACUCUGCAGAAUUUAAUUUGGUGAACAAUGCUCUAUUAAGUAUAUUUAAGAUGGAUGCAAAAGGAACGUUAGGUGGCUUAUUUAGCCAGAUUCUUCAAGGAGAAGACAUUGUUAGAGAAAGAGCAAUUAAAUUCCUGUCCACAAAACUCAAGACGCUCCCAGAUGAAGUGUUAACUAAGGAAGUUGAGGAACUCAUACUCACUGAAUCCAAAAAGGUCCUGGAAGAUGUGACUGGUGAAGAAUUUGUUCUAUUCAUGAAGAUACUGUCUGGGUUAAAAAGCUUACAGACAGUGAGUGGAAGACAGCAGCUAGUAGAGCUGGUGGCGGAACAGGCUGACCUGGAGCAGACCUUCAGCCCCUCAGACCCUGACUGUGUGGACAGGCUCCUGCAGUGCACACGACAGGCCGUGCCUCUCUUCUCUAAAAAUGUCCAUUCUACAAGGUUUGUGACAUAUUUCUGUGAGCAAGUUCUCCCUAAUCUCAGUACCCUGACUACCCCAGUGGAGGGUCUUGAUAUACAGUUGGAGGUAUUAAAAUUGUUGGCAGAGAUGAGUUCAUUUUGUGGUGACAUGGAAAAACUAGAAACAAAUUUAAGAAAACUCUUUGAUAAGUUACUGGAGUAUAUGCCUCUCCCUCCAGAAGAAGCAGAAAAUGGAGAGAACGCUGGUAAUGAAGAGCCCAAGCUGCAGUUCAGUUAUGUGGAAUGUUUAUUGUACAGUUUUCACCAGUUGGGCCGAAAACUUCCAGAUUUCUUAACAGCCAAAUUGAAUGCAGAAAAGCUCAAAGAUUUCAAAAUCAGGUUGCAAUACUUUGCACGGGGCCUUCAGGUUUAUAUCAGACAACUCCGAUUGGCUCUCCAGGGUAAAACAGGCGAGGCCUUAAAAACCGAGGAGAACAAGAUAAAAGUUGUUGCAUUGAAAAUAACAAAUAAUAUCAAUGUUUUAAUCAAGGAUCUCUUCCACAUUCCUCCUUCUUAUAAGAGCACAGUAACAUUGUCCUGGAAACCUGUACAGAAAGUCGAGAUUGGGCAAAAGAGAGCCAGUGAAGACACAAGUUCAGGUUCACCACCCAAGAAAUCUCCAGGAGGACCAAAAAGGGAUGCCCGACAGAUUUAUAAUCCUCCUAGUGGGAAAUACAGCAGCAAUUUGGGCAACUUUAAUUAUGAGCAGAGAGGAGCCUUCAGGGGAAGUAGAGGAGGCCGAGGCUGGGGAACACGAGGAAAUCGUAGUCGAGGAAGACUCUACUGAGUACGACAUCACAUUCUUCAGCAUUGUCAUGAGCUUAAUAUUCUUAAAUCUACUACUCAUUGGAUUGCCGGGGAUGUCCCUUUAAAAAAGACUGCUGCCUUCAGCUGAAAACUAAUGUUCUUUCUACCUUUGUAUGUAUGAUCUACUUUUGUAACAGACCAUGGUUGUGUCCAAGGUAAAACCACAACAAUAUUUUUGGAUGCUUUGUCUGCAGCCUUGACAUGUUUUUGCAAUAUCCUCAUUAUCAAACUUCAUCUUGUGAAUCUUGCUUUUAAACAUCUUGAUAAUUUGUUAUUGAGAACUGAGUCUAAUGGAAAUUUCAGUCUAGUUCAAGGUCUGGUAAAGUUCUUCACUUUUGAAAGGUUACUUAUUUUCCUCCCCAUUCUGUUAGUUUUUUGCCCAAUAUAUGGAGAAGAGUAAUAAUCAGUCUUAACCUUUUGCAUUCAUUGAUCUCUAAUGAAGCUGCUAGGCACUGUUGUCACAUUCAUUCCUACUAAGACUCAGAAGUUAAACACCAGCUUCUUACAGUGUGCGACAUUAGGUUUUUAGGAGGCAGUAAGUGCUUUGCAUUGCUUCCUUCACUCUUCUCCAUUUUUGGGGAUACAGCUUUUGAACACAGGGUCUUAUUAUUUGAAUGGGAGUACAUGUGCAUAAUAUACAUACAAACAUAAGCAUAUGUUGUGUGUAUAUAUGCAUGCUAUGGAACUUGAGUGUACAACAAAUCAAUAUUUUAAAUUCUAGGAAUGGGUCAUCUGACAUAGUGAUUAUCCUUUUGAGGCUAAAUCCACUAUUGAUUUGGUAUUUAGGUUUUUACCCCAGUAGGGAGGAAUUUGAGUCAGUCAUACUUACAUCAUUAUUAUUGUUUAAAACUAAAAACAAAGGCUGUUUUUCAGAGACAAAUAUGAAGACCCUUGUUGGUGAAAAACAGCCAGAUAUAGUGUACAUACAGGUUCCCACAGGAUGUGAUAGUGUAAUUUAGAAUUUGGAGACUUAAUAACCAGGGCUACCCAGGAAGUGACUUGAUGGCAUAGUACCAUUAAAUAAAAUGCUCAGUUUGCUUUUGCCACUUUCAAAAUUUAACUUCUCAGGUUAUUAAUCAGAUUAUUGUAUAAGUUAGCCAGUAGUCUUUAGAUUAAAACAACAAAUGGGAGGUUUGUGGAGUGUCUCAUGUCAUGGGCAUUUUAGUAGCCCAGACCCUUUGUUCUUCAUUUGAAUGUUUAUAUAUUUUUGUUCCACAGUUAAUUUUCCUUCCCCAAGUUUGCUAUUCAAAUCAGAUAUUCAGAUGUCAUUGCUAGUAGGUUUGUUAAUUUUUUUUUUUU
Molecule: messenger RNA, 3047 nt
Organism: Peromyscus eremicus (cactus mouse)
Lineage: Eukaryota; Metazoa; Chordata; Mammalia; Rodentia; Cricetidae
Gene: Api5
Product: apoptosis inhibitor 5
Exons: 14
Coding region: 154-1728 (524 amino acids)
Biological process (GO): negative regulation of apoptotic process
Cellular component (GO): nucleus
Molecular function (GO): RNA binding
Source: RefSeq, a predicted model, not a curated record